Messenger RNA from Puntigrus tetrazona (Sumatra barb), 1687 nucleotides. RefSeq lists its product as uncharacterized. The record is from RefSeq and is a predicted model, not a curated record. The coding region runs from base 15 to 803 and encodes 262 amino acids. NCBI's taxonomy places the organism in Eukaryota, Metazoa, Chordata, Actinopteri, Cypriniformes, Cyprinidae. The transcript is spliced from 4 exons.
UUCAUUACACGGAAAUGGACUUUUGUAUAACAGAAAUGUCUCUACAACGCUUGAUGUUGGUCGCCAUCUGCAUUGUGUUCAAAGCCUCAGAAGCUGUUUUAGGUGAAGAGGUGAAGAAAGCUGUGGGCGAAACGGUUUCUUUUCGUCCAGAAAAUGUAAAGCCUCCUGUAACUAUUACAUGGAAACAGAUAAGUGAUUCUGGUACUGUUAAGGCGAUUGAAUGGGAUAAUGAUGAUCAGAGAUAUUAUAAACCUCAUCCGAGAUUCAGUGACUCCACAUCUCUCAAUAAGGAAACGGGAGAAAUCACUAUAAAUAAUUUAAAACUCGAGCAUAGUGGAACGUACAUCAUUGACAUCAACAUUAAAGAGCAGAAGCAAAGAUUCACCUUGAAAGUUAUGGAGCGGGUUCCCAGACCUGAGAUAACUAAAGAGGACAGCAGUAAUCCUGAUGUGGUGUAUUUAAGAUGUGAAUACAAUGAAAUGAUCGUCUGGAGGAAUUCUGCUGGAGUACUGGAGGAUCAGAACAACAAGAAAGAAAUCUCAGUUAAAAAAACAGGAAAUGCUGAAAACGUCUACACCUGCACACUCAAGAACGAUGUGAGCGAAGAGACCAGUGAUCCGGUCUACGAGAGAGAUCUGUUUAAAGACACACAGGGAUCUGUCAUUUGGAUUGCCAUUAUUUCAAGCAGCACAGUAUUUAUCCUCCUUUUUCUGUUUAUACCACCUUUUUACGGUAAGACUACUGUUGUGCUUUAUCUUUUAAAACAUUUAAAAUUUCUUAUGUUUUUUUUCCAUUUGGUUUAAACUCAAAACAAACAUUUUUUAAAAAUGCAACAUAUUUUCGAAUGAAACAUUUGAUUGGAUUGUUAAACAAAAAAUAACUCAAAGCAUCCAGACCUAAAGGUUCUGAUUCCAAAAUCAUUUAAAUGAUGCAGUUUGUGAACAUUUGCAUUGAGCAAUUUUUUAUGAAGGUAUUUUUGAAUGACGCACGUUCGUGAAAUGUUUGAAUGUGUAUUAAUAAAGUAAGCAGUCAGUUAUGAUUUUCACUGUUGGUGUCACAGAUUAUUGUGCUGCUCGCUCUGGGAGACACAGGACUUCCAGAGUAAGUUUAUGUCUGAUUUGUUUGUGAAAAGUAUUAUGUGCAAUAUCAAAGACAAACUGAACAGUUUUUAGUCUAACAGAUAAACUACAGCUAUGCUUUAAAAUGUUAAUCAUUAGCAUUUUUCCUGUUUUUUUCCUCCUUCAGAAAUGAGAGCCGACUCUUUUAUUUUGUCCUGAUGAAACAUUCAGCUUAAUCCCGUUCUAAGACUUCUAACAGUUUAGAUUUUUUAAAUCAGUUUUUAAUAUUAUCCAUGGUGCUGUGUAUAUCUGAACAAGACGUCCAGGACCUCCAGCAGAAAAUAUUAAAGAUACUAGCAGUAUAUUUGAUCGUGUACGUGCUUUUUAUUUUCUUGGAUGCUUUUUCAGGAAGUACGCGCGGGCUUGAAUAAAUGCACUUUGUUGCACAAACACGGUUUACGGUAUUUUUUUAUUUGCAAAUUCUGUUAAAUCUUGUCUGUCCUCAUAAACACACAUCCUGUUAGGAGCUAUAAGCGGCAUAAAACGGUUAUUCUGCGCGCUUGUGAUCUUACAGGAGCCCCGAAGCUAACGUUAGUUCUUUGUUUUGCGUUUCAUAAAAAAUAAUAAAU